GUUCGUGUCCCCGCGCCUGCGCCUGCGCAGAGAGGCCCGCCCCGCCCCGGGGCUAUGAAAGGCGCGGGGCGUGCGCUCCCGGGCCUGCACUCGGCGUCCCUCCGCGCAGGCGGGCGGCCCCGGGGAGCUCGUGCCUGCGCAGGCGGCGACAGCGGCGCCCCCUCCUCAUCAUGAACAGAGGCUUCUCCCGAAAGAGCCACACGUUCCUGCCUAAGAUCUUCUUCCGCAAAAUGUCAUCGGGAGCCAAGGACAAGCCUGAGCUGCAGUUCCCCUUCCUGCAGGACGAGGAGACGGUGGCCACGCUGCAGGAAUGCAAGACGCUGUUCAUUCUGCGCGGCCUGCCGGGCAGUGGGAAAUCCACGCUGGCCCGGCUCAUCGUGGACCGCUACCACGACGGCACCAAGAUGGUGUCUGCCGACGCUUACAAGAUCACCCCCGGCUCCCGGGGGGACUUCUCCGAGCAGUACAAGCAGCUGGAUGAGGACCUGGCUGCCUGUUGCCGCCGGCAUACCCGGGUCCUGGUGCUGGACGACACCAACCAUGAGCGCGAGCGGCUGGAGCAGCUCUUUGAAAUGGCCGAUCAGUACCAGUACCAGGUGGUGCUGGUGGAGCCCAAGACGGCGUGGCGGCUGGACUGUGCCCAGCUCAAGGAGAAGAACCAGUGGCAGCUGUCAGCCGACGACCUGAAGAAGCUGAAACCGGGGCUGGAGAAGGACUUCCUGCCACUCUACUUCGGCUGGUUCCUGACCAAGAAGAGCUCCGAGGCCCUCCGCAAGGUGGGCCAGGCCUUCCUGUCCGAGCUGGGGAACCACAAGGCCUUCAAGAAGGAGCUUCGGCACUUCAUUUCUGGGGACGAGCCCAGGGAGAAGCUCGAUUUGGUCACCUACUUUGGGAAGAGACCCCCGGGUGUCCUGCACUGCACGACCAAGUUCUGCGACUAUGGGAAGGCCACCGGGGCCGACGAGUAUGCCCAGCUGGACGUGGUGAAGAAGUCUUACUGCAAGGCCUUCACGCUGACCAUCUCGGCACUCUUCGUGACCCCCAAGACCACCGGAGCCCGGGUGGAGCUGAGUGAGCAGGAGCUGCUGUUGUGGCCAAGUGACGUGGACAAGCUGGCCCCCACAGACAGCCUGCCGCGGGGCAGCCGGGCUCACAUCACGCUGGGCUGCGCGGGCGACUGGGAGGCCGUGCAGACGGGCAUCGACCUCCUGGAGAUCGUGCGGCAGGAGAAGGGGGGAAGCAAGGGCGAGGAGGUGGGCGAGCUGGCCCGGGGCAAGCUCUACUCCCUGGGCAACGGGCGCUGGAUGCUGAACCUGGCCAAGAAGAUGGAGGUCAGGGCCAUCUUCACGGGCUACUACGGCAAAGGCAAGCCCGUGCCCACCCAUGGCGGCCAGAGGGGGCACGCCGUGCUGUCUUGCGCCAUCCUCUGAGCGGGCACCCCAGCCCCUCACUCUGUGAGCGGGGAUGGGGCCCUGUUCGAGCUUGGUUUUCAGAUUCUUUUUGUUACUCCGAGUUAACCUUCCGGUAAUGUUAGACACAAGGCCCCCUCCUCUAACCCUCCAGCUGUCCGCACAGCGGGGUGGGCAGAUGCCCUCCAGGGACCUCGGCCCACGCUGAUGAGGUCAGACUGAGCCGGGCCUGGUGCCACAGCCGCCACUGAGUCCUGCUCCAGUUCUUGGAGCCCCCCCCCGUCCUGCCCCACCGCCACCCUGUGCCUGCCUGUCCCCCACUCUGGUCAGAGCCGCAGGGCCCCACAUGGUGGUUUCCACGGCCAUGGAGAACAGUGGUGGGGCUGAGGGGAGGGUCCCUGGGCUCUCGCCUGUUUCCUAAGCAGCCUGUCCCGGCCACUUCCUGGCUCCCCCACGCUCUCCCUCCCGCAGUGUGUGCGGCUGGGGACAUGGAGGCGAGACGUGACCUCGGGGGGGAAGCUCCGGCCUUGCUACCCGCCCAGCCAUCUGUCUCCUUGGUGCCUCCUACAAAGGCUGAUGGCGCGGACUCCUGGCUGUCGAGGCCCAAGCCUAACCAGAUGCCUCUGGGAAGGGGACUAACACUGCUACGUGUGCUGUGGUCUCUGGGGUGCUGCCCCCCCUGCCACCUCUCUGCUCGGUUAACAGGGCCUUGCUAAUCAGGAUGUCACCCGACAAAAGUGGUUGGGACUUAUGAUACUGUGGUGGCUCUGCCCAGCCUCAGUGACCUGUAAGACUGCUAAUGAAUAAACCACGUUAAUCCCG
Molecule: messenger RNA, 2231 nt
Organism: Sorex araneus (European shrew)
Lineage: Eukaryota; Metazoa; Chordata; Mammalia; Eulipotyphla; Soricidae
Gene: CNP
Product: 2',3'-cyclic nucleotide 3' phosphodiesterase
Exons: 4
Coding region: 171-1430 (419 amino acids)
Biological process (GO): cyclic nucleotide catabolic process
Cellular component (GO): cytoplasm; membrane
Molecular function (GO): 2',3'-cyclic-nucleotide 3'-phosphodiesterase activity
Source: RefSeq, a predicted model, not a curated record